Molecule: messenger RNA, 1801 nt
Organism: Pipistrellus kuhlii (Kuhl's pipistrelle)
Lineage: Eukaryota; Metazoa; Chordata; Mammalia; Chiroptera; Vespertilionidae
Gene: TRIM14
Product: tripartite motif containing 14
Exons: 6
Coding region: 64-1401 (445 amino acids)
Biological process (GO): innate immune response
Molecular function (GO): zinc ion binding; protein binding
Source: RefSeq, a predicted model, not a curated record
CGCUUUCGAUUCCCCGCCAGCGCGGCUCCGGCUCCGGCGACGCCGCACCGACCGCGGGAGUGCAUGGCGGGCGCGGGGGCCCCGCACCGCCCCCCGGGGGCCCCGGGCGCCGCCGAGGCGGAGGACGCGUGCGGCUGGCGCUGCCCCGAGCACAGCGACCGCGUGGCCGAGCUCUUCUGCCGCCGCUGCGGGCGCUGCGUGUGCGCGCUCUGCCCGCUGCUGGGCGCGCACCGCGGCCACCCGGUGGGUCUGGCCCGCGAGGAGGCGGCGCGCGUGCAGAAGCUCACGCAACACUACUUAAGGCAGCUGGCAACCAAGAAGCAGCAGCAAGUUGGCAACAGGAACCAGAUAGAAGAUGCUGCUGAGAAGCUCCAGGCUCAUGCAGAGUCAAGUAAAAUCUGGCUGGCAGGGAAAUUCACUGAACUCCGAUUGCUACUUGAUGAAGAGGAAGCCCUGGCCAAGAAAUUCAUCGAUAAGAAUACCCAGCUUACCCUCCAGGCCUACCGGGAGCAAAUCAAGUCGUGUGAGGACCAAAUUGAUGUCUUGAACCGUCUCUCCGACAGAGUUUGCAGUAUCAGCCAGGAGUCCGACCCUGUCCAGCUGCUGCAGGAGUUCACGGCCACGGAGCGGGAGCUGAAGAAGCAGAUGAGCGUGGGGGAGCUGUGCCACCCCGUGCCCCAGUCCUUCGCGCCCAUCAAGACCUUCUUCAAGGGCCUUGUGGAAGCCAUGCAGAGCAUGAUACAGACGCCACUAGAGGUUCGCGUGAAGGACAACAUGAACUGCCAGCUCUCCAGCUUCUCGAGCACCAAGCCGGAGUCCCUGUUGAAAAUCAGUCCCUCACCAGAGCGAUCGCUCUUCUUGAAAUACGCGCGCACGCCCACGCUGGACCCGGACACGAUGCACGCGCGCCUGCGCCUCUCCGAGGACCGCCGGACGGUGCGCCUCGUCCUGCUCUGCCGCCUGGGACCUUCGCCCGCGCUGCGCUUCGACACGCUGAGGCAGGUGCUGGGCAGCGACUGCUUCGCGGCCGGCCGCCACUACUGGGAGGUGGACGUGCAGGAGGCGGGCUGCGGCUGGUGGGUGGGCGCCGCCUACGCCUCCCUGCGGCGCCGGGGCGACUCGGCCGCCGCGCGCCUGGGCUGCAACCGCCAGUCCUGGUGCGUCAAGCGCUACGACCUGGAGUACUGGGCCUUCCACGACAGCCAGCGCUGCCGCCUGUGGCCCCGCGACGACCCCGACCGGCUGGGCGUCUUCCUGGACUACGAGGCCGGCGUCCUCGCCUUCUACAACGUGUCGGACGGCAUGAGCCACCUCCACACCUUCCGCGCCGCGUUCCAGGAGCCGCUCUUCCCAGCCCUGCGGCUCUGGGAAGGGGCCAUCAGCAUCCCCCGGCUGCCCUAGGGGCUCAGAUUGGAGUGGACUGCCCUUAGGCUUUCCGGGACUCUGGUUACACCCGACCCAGACGUGAGUUGUCCACUGCCUGCUCUCCAAGUACACCCGUGGUCUCCCCCGCCAGCGUGCACUUUGAACAGGUCCUGUCCUAGGCUGGAUUCAGACGUGCCUUAAGCAUAGGUCCCCUGCUGCUGCUGCUGCUGCUCCUCCUGCUCUCAGCAGACCUCCCCACCACUUACCCUACACUGCCUUUAGGCCGGGUUCCUGAAAGGACACACUUGCAGGUGAGCUCUGGGCAUCCUUACCAAUCACAAUACACUAGCCUCAAACCUCCACCUCAUACAGAAGCCGGAACUGCCUGGCACAUAGUAGGUGCACAAUAAAUGCGCGAAUGCAGGAGAGUCGCCCA